AUGGGCAUGCGACAGCUCUCCUUCUCCAUCUGUCAGGCCCACCUCGUGCAGCGCAAGUCUUCUGACACGGACCUCUCUCGGACUCGCCUAAACCUUGUUAGCCAUGCACGGUAUGACUUCAUUUCCGUCGUGGUGAUUCCUUUAUUCCGCCUUAGACAUGAAAGAACGUGGGGUGGCAAGCAGGGCCAUGGCUCUCGGAUUGCCAUGUCCGAGCUCAAGCUUGCUCUCGGCAAGAUGUCCGAGUGCGUACAUAGAGGGACCGACUGCGGCAGUUAA
Molecule: messenger RNA, 276 nt
Organism: Aspergillus vadensis CBS 113365
Lineage: Eukaryota; Fungi; Ascomycota; Eurotiomycetes; Eurotiales; Aspergillaceae
Exons: 2
Coding region: 1-276 (91 amino acids)
Source: RefSeq, a predicted model, not a curated record